Molecule: messenger RNA, 1983 nt
Organism: Penicillium pulvis
Lineage: Eukaryota; Fungi; Ascomycota; Eurotiomycetes; Eurotiales; Aspergillaceae
Product: putative C6 transcription factor
Exons: 6
Coding region: 1-1983 (660 amino acids)
Biological process (GO): DNA-templated transcription; regulation of DNA-templated transcription
Molecular function (GO): DNA binding; zinc ion binding; DNA-binding transcription factor activity, RNA polymerase II-specific
Source: RefSeq, a predicted model, not a curated record
AUGGCGGUAGAUUCCCAGUCAGCUCGGCAGGACCAGAUGGCUCAAAACUUGGGUCAUUUUUUGGCGCAGAAAAUGAGCCACCACAACGCUUUGAGAUCUUUCGCUCCACUGGCGCCUGGGCCUCCACGCGUGGUCGCACCACAGUCAUCGAUGGCCGUGAGUAAGCCUAAAAAGAAUUCUACGGCAUGCCUGGCAUGUAAGGCAGCCAAGAGAAAGUGCUCUGGACCUCCUUCGCCAUGCAAAGCUUGUGUCAGUGCUGGUGCCGAAAACGAUUGUCAUUUCGACCCAAGCAAAGACCUGAGGCGCAGAGUCGCCGUAAAUCGAACGAUUCAGGAAUUGACAGAUCAUAAAGAUCUGCUCGAAUCAGUGUUGUCAACAUUGCGUUCGGCAGAUAUGGAUAAGGUGAAUGAACUGGUGGUGUUGGUGAGGAGCAAUGGCUCUUUAAAUGAGAUCGCCCAUGCAGUUGGAAGUCCAGUCACGCGAUUCACAGAUUCGAAAGCUUUAUCCGCGGCGACUCUAUCAUUGUCAGAGGCCAUGGAUCAACAAUUGAAUUCGGGAAUCAUAGCGCAGCUCCAACCAAGGAGGAAUUCAGACUUUGAGUCGGCCACCAGUUCUUCAGAGCAAGACAAGCCGAAGUUCUCACCGCAAACUGCAUUUGAUCCAUAUGCACGAGUAACCUUGGAGAACCUCUGUGAUGUCCCCUUGUUGCAAGUCCCCGCCAAGCCGUGGACAGAAAUUACUGAUGACAAUGAUCUUGUAUCGCAUCUUGUUUCGCUGUAUUUCACAUGGGAUCACCCAUGUGUCCAAUUUUUGGAUCAAAGGAUAUUUCUUGAACAUAUGAGACGAGGAGUGCUUGACUCCGAGUUUUGCUCUCCGUUGCUGGUUAACAGCAUUUUGUCCAUGGCCAGUACUUACUCUGAUCGUGCGGGCGUGUUCUCCGAUCCUGAAGACACAUUCUCACGUGGUCAAAAUUUUCUCUCAGAGGCAGAGAGGCUGUUUCGGGCUGAAGAAGGAGCACCGCGUUUAACAACUGUCCAGGCUCUUCUAUUGAUGUGUCAUGUGCUGUCAUGUCAGGGUAAAGCCAAUCUGAGUUGGCAGACACUGGCACUUGCAAUCCAGAUGGGACGAGAUCUGGGAUUGUUUGGGCAACGAAAUGGUCGAAAACUUGAAGAAGUUCAGUCGCAAGAAAGAUUAGAGGUCCACAACAUUACAGCGUGGAGUAUAUUCAGCUUGAAUCUACAAUUGUCCACGAGGCUCCAGAGGGAUCAUAGCUUAGUGCAACCUGUAAUGGGUCUUGAAGUUGGAGGGGACAAUGACUGUGACUGGAGCCCAUAUCCGCGGUCAAACCAGGUCACUUUUGCGGCCCUGCCAGCGUGUCUUCCUCAAAUCCGAAGGGGGCUCUCUAGUCUGACCCAGAUCCAGAUUCACAUACAUGGUAUUAUGAAUGAGGAGCACAUGUUUGGAGAUUUUCCUGUUCUCCUCGGUAAAGCCGAGGGCCCGUAUAACCGUUUGCAGGAAUGGCUGGCUACUUGGCCAGAUACCUCGAAAUUCGGAAAAGAACCAAUCCCACAACUCCUGAUUCUCCGUCUCCAAUGCCUUCAAGCAGUCACGAACCUUCUUGAACUUCUGAUUGAACAUGAUUCACAAAAGUCCGUAGCACGUCAAUUGCGGCAACAAUGGCGCGAAUACAUGGAUGAAAUUAGCCGAUGUCUUCGUCUCUACCGCACGUCAUAUGGACUCCGGCAUAUCCCCAGCCAGUUAGUCGCAGUGGUCCAAUCGGGGCUUCACGCCCUUUUGUAUCGGCUAGAAGAAGCUGUCGAAGCAAGAGAUGUAUUCGUCGAGCUCUCUCGCCUUGCAAUCAGCCUGAGCCAGAGGUUCAAGCCAAUUGCAAACUCCAUCAGCACUAUUAUCUCGUUGUCUCAACGUGGGACUGCGAACCUCCCCCAUGAGGCCAUUGCGAUCCUGCAUGGCUUCGAAAAUUGA